CUUCCUCCGAUUUCGUAUAAAAUGAAUACUAUUUCUUCGUUAAUGUCUUUCCUUAACCAAAUGUUGUUAUUUCGACAUCUCCUUCCUCCGAUUUCGUAUAAAAUGAAUACUUUUUCUUCGUUAAUGUUUUUCAAUAACCAAAUAUGGUUAUUUCGACAUCUCCUUCUUCCGAUUUCGUAUAAAAUUAAUACUAUUUCUUCGUUAAUGUCUUUCCUUAACCAAAUGUUGUUAUUUCGACAUCUCCUUCCUCCGAUUUCGUAUAAAAUGAAUACUAUUUCUUCGUUAAUGUCUUUCCUUAACCAAAUGUUGUUAUUUCGACAUCUCCUUCCUCCGAUUUCGUAUAAAAUGAAUACUAUUUCUUCGUUAAUGUUUUUCAAUAACCAAAUAUGGUUAUUUCGACAUCUCCUUCUUCCGAUUUCGUAUAAAAUGAAUACUAUUUCUUCGUUAAUGUCUUUCCAUAACCAGAUGUGGUUAUUUCGACAUCUCCUUCUUCCGAUUUCGUAUAAAAUGAAUACUUUUUCUUCGUUAAUGUUUUUCUAUAACCAAAUGUGGUUAUUUAGACAUCUCCUUCCUCCGAUUUCGUAUAAAAUGAAUACUAUUUCUUCGUUAAUGUUUUUCCAUAACCAAACGUGGUUAUUUCGACAUCUCCUUCUUCCGAUUUCGUAUAAAAUGAAUACUAUUUCUUCGUUAAUGUCUUUCCAUAACCAAAAGUGGUUAUUUCGACAUCCCCUUCCUCCGAUUUCGUCUAAAAUGAAUACUAUUUCUUCGUUAAUGUCUUUCCAUAACCAAACGUGGUUAUUUCGACAUCUCCUUCCUCCGAUUUCGUAUAAAAUGAAUACUUUUUUUUGUUAAUGUUUUUCAAUAACCAAAUAUGGUUAUUUCGACAUCUCCUUCCUCCGAUUUCGUAUAAAAUGAAUACUAUAUCUUCGUUAAUGUUUUUCAAUAACCAAAUAUGGUUAUUUCGACAUCUCCUUCCUCCGAUUUCGUAUAAAAUAAAUAAUUAUUUCUUCGUUAAUGUCUUUCUCCUUCCUCCGAUUUUGUAUAAAAUGAAUACUAUUUCUUCGUUAAUGUUUUUCAAUAACCAAAUAUGGUUAUUUCGACAUCUCCUUCCUCCGAUUUCGUAUAAAAUGAAUACUAUUUCUUCGUUAAUGUUUUCCUAUAACCAAAUAUGGUUGUUUUUAUCUCCUUCCUCUAAUUACAUGUAAAAUGAAUACAGUUUCUUCGUUAUUGUCUUACGAUAAUCUGACAUGAUAUUUGGAUUUUGGUUUUUAUUGUCUACCUGUUCAUAUGCGAUUUAAUC
Molecule: messenger RNA, 1300 nt
Organism: Owenia fusiformis
Lineage: Eukaryota; Metazoa; Annelida; Polychaeta; Sabellida; Oweniidae
Source: the annotation of a GenBank genome assembly